Molecule: messenger RNA, 2160 nt
Organism: Oncorhynchus nerka (sockeye salmon)
Lineage: Eukaryota; Metazoa; Chordata; Actinopteri; Salmoniformes; Salmonidae
Gene: tfap2d
Product: transcription factor AP-2 delta (activating enhancer binding protein 2 delta)
Exons: 8
Coding region: 1-1362 (453 amino acids)
Biological process (GO): regulation of cell population proliferation; anatomical structure development; regulation of transcription by RNA polymerase II
Cellular component (GO): nucleus
Molecular function (GO): DNA-binding transcription factor activity, RNA polymerase II-specific; RNA polymerase II transcription regulatory region sequence-specific DNA binding
Source: RefSeq, a predicted model, not a curated record
AUGUCAGCCACGUUCCCCGGUUUGGUCCAUGAUGCCGAGAUACGUCAUGACGGGUCCAACAGUUACCGUCUGAUGCAGCUAGGUUGCCUUGAGAGCGUCGCCAACUCCUCGGUGGCUUACAGCUCGUCCUCGCCGCUCACAGCCUACCCCGCGGCGGCUACAGAGUUUGCUUCGCCCUACUUCUCCACCAACCACCAGUACACCCCCCUGCACCACCAGUCCUUCCACUAUGACUUCCAGCACUCCCACCCAGCCGUGGGCCCAGAGGCGUACGGCCUCAACUCUCUCCACUCCGGGCAGUACUACCAGCAGAUUCACCACGCGACCCACGGAGACACAGACUUCAUCAACCUGCACAGCGCCCGUGCACUUAAGUCCUCGUGCCUGGACGAGCAGCAGCGGCGCGAGCUGGGCUGCCUGGACGCCUACCGGCGCCAUGACCUGUCUUUGAUGACGUCACACGGUGGGCAGUAUGGCAUGCACCACGACCAGAGGCUGCUGCCUGCAGCCGGUCUGGGGCUCCCUCCCCCCGGGGCGGACGACCUGCAGGGCUCCGUGGAGGCGCAGUGCGGGCUUGUGCUCAAUGGCCAAGGCGGCAUCAUCCGAAGAGGAGGAACCUGUGUGGUGAACCCUACAGAUCUGUUCUGCUCUGUCCCCGGCCGUCUGUCCCUCCUGAGCUCAACCUCUAAAUAUAAAGUCACCAUCGCUGAGGUGAAGAGACGCCUCUCGCCUCCAGAGUGUCUCAACGCCUCACUUCUGGGAGGAAUAUUGCGCAGAGCUAAGUCUAAGAAUGGUGGUCGUUGUCUGAGGGAAAAGUUAGAUCGACUGGGACUCAACCUGCCAGCUGGACGGAGAAAAGCUGCCAACGUUACACUCCUCACCUCUCUGGUGGAAGGUGAGGCGCUCCACCUGGCUAGAGACUUUGGUUAUACAUGUGAGACAGAGUUUCCUACCAAGGCAGCAGGAGAACACCUAGCCAGACAACACAAUGAACCCAAGGAGACCAGUGGGCGCAAGAAGAUGGUGCUGGCCACCAAGCAGAUCUGUAAAGAGUUCCAGGACCUGUUGAGUCAGGACCGUUCUCCUCUUGGCUCCUCCAGACCCACACCUAUACUGGACCUGGAUAUACAGAGACACCUCACACACUUCAGUCUGAUCACCCAUGGAUUCGGGACUCCGGCAGUGUGCGCGGCUCUCAGCACCUUCCAGACCGUUCUUAGUGAGAUGCUCAACUUCCUGGAUAAACAUUCUGCAGCCGGGAACCCUGGGAAAACCUCUGGUCAGGAGACUGAAAAGACCGGAACUGUCCGGAAAACCAGCGAGCUGCUCAAUAAAGACGGCAAAGCUGAAAAGACAGAGUAGCCCUUUUCCUGUGCUGUGCAGUGUAUGUGCCUGUGUUUGUCAGGGUUGGAUCCCUGGGAGGAGGAGCUAAUCUCUGUGGAGACUGACAGAGACAUUUAUUCAUUCUGAACAACAGGAAGUAGAGAUAGGGACUUCUGGUCAGCGCCAUCUGGGAGUCAACGGGAGAGGAGCGGGGUACACAUGUACACACACAUACGCACACAUACACACAGAACGUUCUCCCUCCAGUCUCCACCUGAACAGUGCAAUUAAUGCCAUUAUGUUGUUUAACGUUUUAGAACCAAGAGACUGGGGUCUGGGUUCACUAUGUUGGUGAGAGUGUCAGACUGGGUUCACUAUGUUGGUGAGAGUGUGAGACUGGGUUCACUAUGUUGGUGAGAGUGUGAGACUGGGUUCACUAUGUUGGUGAGAGUGUGAGACUGGGUUCACUAUGUUGGUGAGAGUGUGAGACUGGGUUCACUAUGUUGGUGAGAGUGUGAGACUGGGUUCACUAUGUUGGUGAGAGUGUGAGACUGGGUUUACUAUGUUGGUGAGAGUGUGAGACUGGGUUCACUAUGUUGGUGAGAGUGUGUGUGUGUGUUCAUGUGCCUGUGCUUGUGUGUGUGCCUGUGUGUGCGUGCGUGUGUGUGAGUCCAGAUUUCUGAGACUCUGCCAUUUUGUAAAGGUGACUAUUCAGUUGCCAUGGAAACAUUUUGUUCUGCAUGUCUAUCUUUGUACACUCCCCAGAACUACAAUUAUGAUACAAGCUCUUUGACCCUUCAUAAACAUUUGUAUAGAUAUAUAUAUAAAUAUUUAAAU